AUGAGUGGUGCCGUAUAUGGAGGUGAUGAAGUUGGGGCACUUGUAUUCGAUAUUGGCCAUAAUACUGUUAGAGCAGGGUAUGCCGGUGAAGACAGCCCUAAAGUUGAUAUUCCUUCGACAAUUGGUGUUUGGCUAGAUAGUGAUGAAGAUAUUCCUGUGACAAGAUACAAUAUUGGUCUUCUUGCCAUUCAUGUAUGGAGACCAGGAAUGGAAUUAUCCUCUUUUUUAAAAGAAGGCAUGGUGGAGAAUUGGGAUAUGUUUGAAAAUUUCUUGGAUUAUAUCUAUAACCAAGCUCUACGAGCAAUUCCUAAGGACCAUCCGAUACUCCUUACAGAGCCUCCAUGGAUCACCCCAGUAAAGAGAGAAGAAAUGGCAGAAUUAAUGUUUGAAAAAUAUGGAGUACCAGCAUUAUACUUAGCAAAGAAUGCUAGUUUAGCUGCUUUUGCUAAUGGAAGGCCUACCUGCUUAGUGGUUGAUAGUGGGGCCACCCACACAUCAGCUGUACCUGUUCAUGAUGGGUAUGUUCUAACUCAAGCUGUUGUUAAGUCUCCAGUUGGUGGGGAUUAUUUGAGUGCUCAGUCUAGAUCACACUUAACUGACAGAGGCAUAGAAAUUGUACCUCCAAGUUUUGUUGCUGGAAAAGAAGUUGUCAAACCUGAAGAAGCACCUAUAUGGAAAAAACGCAUGGUCCCUCUACAUUUAACAGAAUCUUGGUAUAAUUAUAUGAUCAAGGAGGUAAUGCAAGAUUUCCAAGCAACUGUUUUACAAGUAUCUGACGUGUCAUAUGAUGAAGAAAUUGUAAAAACUAUGCCUGCUAAUCAUUAUGAAUUUCCUAAUGGUUACCAUAGAGAUUUUGGAGUAGAGCGGUUCAAGAUUCCAGAGCCAUUGUUCAAUCCGACAACAGGUGCCAAGGCUGGCAUUCAACCAAUCCUGGGGGUUGGUUCUCUAGUUACCACUAGUGUGGGAAUGUGUGACAUUGAUAUUAGACCGGCUAUGUAUGGUAGUGUUGUUGUUACGGGUGGAAAUUCUAGUCUACAGGGCUUUACAGAGCGGCUUAAUAGAGAUUUAGCUGCUAAAACUCCCCCAAGUAUGCGCCUGAAAAUAAUCAGUGCUCCCGGAGCCUCAGAACGCAGGUUUGGCGCUUGGACUGGAGGAUCGAUUCUCAGUUCAUUAGGAUCGUUUCAACAACUAUGGGUUUCCAAACAAGAAUACGACGAAAGUGGAAAAAUCAUUGUUCAAUCUAAAUGUUUGUAA
Diabrotica balteata is the source of this 1254-nucleotide messenger RNA. The record is from the annotation of a GenBank genome assembly. NCBI's taxonomy places the organism in Eukaryota, Metazoa, Arthropoda, Insecta, Coleoptera, Chrysomelidae.